Microdochium trichocladiopsis is the source of this 1320-nucleotide messenger RNA. RefSeq lists its product as uncharacterized. The coding region runs from base 53 to 1270 and encodes 405 amino acids. Gene Ontology annotation, biological process: regulation of cell cycle. Gene Ontology annotation, cellular component: nucleus. The transcript has a single exon. The record is from RefSeq and is a predicted model, not a curated record. NCBI's taxonomy places the organism in Eukaryota, Fungi, Ascomycota, Sordariomycetes, Xylariales, Microdochiaceae.
UCUCACCACCUCCCUCCUCGCCGCCCAAGAGAAAGACCGCCACCGUCCCGCCAUGGCGUCCUCGGGCUCCGACACCGCGGCGCCCCUCGCCGCCAUGAAGAGCCUCGUCCAGACCACCUCUUCGCUCAUCACCCAGCUCGAGAGCUACCUCCACUCCGUCGCCGUCACCACCAACCCGGCCUCGGCCGCCACCCUCUCCUCGCCGCACCCGGGCACGCCCACCUCGAGCAACCCAGACCACAGCGACCCCUUCUCCCUCGCCCACGACAGCGCCAGCCUCAUCCGCGCCCACUCCACCAAGCUCUCCCUCUUCAUCAUCAACAACCCCUUCACCCCCACCGCCAUCUCAAAGGUCCUUCGCGAGCUCGUCGCCGGCCCCAUCCCCGCCAUCGCCUCGGCCGUCCAGCUCUGCGACCCCGCCCGCUACACCUCGGCCGCCCGCCGCGACCUCGCCUGGCGCUGCUACCGCGUUCUCCACGAGCUCCGCGUCCUCGUCGACGUCAUCCCCCUCGACGGCAAGAUCCUCUCCGACAAGCAGAAGAACGGCGCAAAGGGAGACAAGGGCAGCCUCGUCUCCACCGGUGUGCUCUGGGCCGCCUGCGACGACGUCAUCGCGCUCAAGAGCCUCGGCAUCGCAGGGUUGUUGGUCAAGAAGGUCGAGGAGUACAGGGACACGCUCAAAGACGUCCUCGAGGAGCUCAAGGAGUGGAGCGAGGAGGUCGAGGAGGACUCGGACAAUGACGACGACAACGACAACAACAACAACAACGGUGUCGCGGACAUCACGGGCGGCAUGCAGAGCACACACCUCUCUGCACAGGAGAUGAUUGACGACCUCAUGGACGCCCCGCGCAUCCCGCGCAAUGACCCCGACCGCAUCCGCGAGCGCCUCGACUCGUGCCUCAAGCGGCUCCGGCUCACAACGCUCAUGUACUCGGCGGUAGUCAAGCGGCGGCUCAAGCCGCUGAGCGCCUCCAAGCUUCUCCCCGUGCCGGCGAGUGCCGUGACAGAGGACGCGCCGUCGGGGUCGGUGGCCAAGAGGCUGGACGAGGUCAUGCCGCUGCUCAAGGGCCUGCCGCACAGGUUUGGGGAUGUCGCGGCCGCCUUCUACGACUUGGACGCCGACGCGAUCGACCGCGCGAUGGACACGUGCUUCUUUGAUGCGUUUGCCGCUUCCGACAUGCUCAUGAAGCCGUGGGACGGGAGCGUGAAGGACGAGUUUACCGACUGGGCCGAGAAGUUUCAGAUUAGCAUCAAGAAGCCGGACUGAGACGCGCAUAUGAUACCAAAUACAAAUUACACCUUCCAAAUCUUUAUGUC